Lepus europaeus (European hare) is the source of this 3201-nucleotide messenger RNA. It is a transcript of the gene MAN2C1, whose product is annotated as mannosidase alpha class 2C member 1. Gene Ontology annotation, molecular function: alpha-mannosidase activity; carbohydrate binding. The transcript is spliced from 26 exons. The record is from RefSeq and is a predicted model, not a curated record. Lineage: Eukaryota; Metazoa; Chordata; Mammalia; Lagomorpha; Leporidae. The coding region runs from base 19 to 3123 and encodes 1034 amino acids. Gene Ontology annotation, biological process: mannose metabolic process; oligosaccharide catabolic process.
AGCAGCGGGCGCGCGGCCAUGGCGGCGGCGCCGGCCCUCAAGCACUGGCGGACCACGCUGGAGCGGGUGGAAAAGUUCGUGUCGCCGCUGUACUUCACCGACUGUAACCUCCGCGGCAGGCUCUUCGGGGACAGCUGCCCCGUGGCCGCGCUCUCCAGCUUCCUGACGCCCGAGAGGCUCUCCUACCCGGAGGCGGUGCAGCAGGCCUUCAGCCCCGCGCAGGUCGGCGACAGCUUCGGACCCACGUGGUGGACCUGCUGGUUCCGCGUGGACCUGGCCAUCCCGGAGGCAUGGGUGGGCCAGGAAGUUCACCUGUGCUGGGAGAGCGAUGGAGAGGGCCUGGUGUGGCUCGAUGGGGAGCCUGUCCAGGGUUUGACCAGAGAAGGUGAGAAGACCAGUUUCGUGCUGACCGACAAGCUGGGGGAAGGAGACCCCCGGAGCCUGACCCUCUACGUGGAAGUGGCCUGCACCGGGCUCCUGGGAGCGGGCAAGGAAAGCAUGAUCGCCGCCCCAGACCCCGAGAAGAUGUUCCGGCUGCACCGGGCCGAGCUGGCGGUGUUCCACCGGGAUGUGCACCUGCUCCUGGUGGAUCUGGAGCUGCUGCUGGGCGUGGCCAAGGGCCUCGGGCAGGACAGCCAGCGCAGCUUCCAGGCCCUGUACACGGCCAACCAGAUGGUGAACGUGUGUGACCCUGUGCGGCCCGACACCUUUCCUGUAGCCCGGGCCUUGGCCUCCAGGUUCUUCAGCCAGCGUGGUGGUGAAAGCCAGCACACUGUCCACGCCGUGGGGCACUGCCACAUCGACACAGCCUGGCUCUGGCCGUUCAAGGAGACCGUGCGGAAAUGCGCCCGGAGCUGGGUGACGGCGGUGCGGCUCAUGGAGCAGAACCCGGACUUCAUCUUCGCCUGCUCCCAGGCGCAGCAACUGGAGUGGGUGAAGAGCCGCUACCCCGGCCUGCACGCCCGGCUGCAGGAGCUGGCCUGCCACGGGCAGUUUGUGCCUGUGGGCGGCACGUGGGUGGAGAUGGACGGGAACCUGCCCAGCGGAGAGGCCAUGGUGAGGCAGUUCCUGCAGGGCCAGAACUUCUUCCUGCAGGAGUUCGGGAAGCCCUGCUCCGAGCUAUGGCUGCCCGACACCUUCGGCUACUCAGCGCAGCUCCCCCAGAUCAUGCGCGGUUGUGGCAUCAAGCGCUUCCUGACCCAGAAAUUGAGCUGGAACUUGGUGAACACCUUUCCGCACCACACCUUUUCCUGGGAGGGCCUGGACGGCUCCCGCGUGCUGGUCCACUUCCCACCCGGCGACUCGUACGGGAUGCAAGGCACCGUGGAGGAGCUGCUGAAGACCGUGACCAACAACCGGGACAAGGGGCGGGCCAACCACAGCGCCUUCCUCUUCGGCUUCGGGGACGGGGGUGGGGGCCCCACCCAGACCAUGCUGGACCGCUUGAAGCGCCUGGCCGAUACCGACGGGCUGCCCAGGGUGCAGCUGUCGUCCCCGGAGCAGCUCUUCUCGGCGCUGGAGCGCGACUCGGAGCAGCUGUGCACGUGGGCCGGGGAGCUCUUCCUGGAGCUGCACCACGGCACCUACACCACGCAGGCCCAGAUCAAGAAGGGCAACCGGGAGUGCGAGCGCCUGCUGCACGACGUGGAGCUGCUCUGCAGCCUGGCCCUGGCCCGCAGCGCCCAGUUCCUCUACCCCGCGGCCCAGCUGCAGCACCUCUGGAGGCUCCUGCUGCUGAACCAGUUCCACGACGUGGUGACGGGCAGCUGCGUCCAGCUGGUGGCCGAGGAAGCCCUGAGCCACUACGCAGACAUCCGUUCCCACGGCAACGCGCUGCUCAGCGCCGCGGCCGCAGCCCUGUGUGCGGGGGAGCCGGGCCCCGAGGGCCUCCUCAUCGUGAACACACUGCCUUGGAAGCGCACCGAGGUGCUGGCCUUGCCCAGGCCCGGCGGGGCCCACAGCCUAGCCCUGGUGACGGUGCCCAGCAUGGGCUACGCUCCUGCGCCCACCCCCACCCCACCGCAGCCCCUGCAUCCCGUGUGCGUGGUGCAGGAGGCUGACGGCUCGGUGACUCUGGACAACAGCAUCAUCCGGGUGAGGCUGGACCCAACCGGCCGCCUGACGUCCCUGGUGCUGGUGGCCUCUGGCAGGGAAGCCAUCGCCGAGGGUGCCGUGGGGAACCAGUUCGUGCUGUUCGACGACGUCCCCUUGUACUGGGACGCGUGGGACGUCAUGGACUACCACCUGGAGACCCGGAAGCCCGUGCUGGGCCAGGCGGGGACCCUGGCCGUGGGCACCGAGGGCGGCCUGCGGGGCAGCGCCUGGUUCCUGCUGCAGCUCAGCCCCAGCAGUCGGCUCAGCCAGGAGGUGGUGCUGGACGUCGGCUGCCCCUACGUCCGCUUCCACACAGAGGUGCACUGGCACGAGGCCCACAAGUUCCUGAAAGUGGAGUUCCCCGCCCGAGUGCGGAGCCCCCAGGCCACCUACGAGAUCCAGUUUGGACACCUGCAGCGGCCCACGCACCACAACACCUCCUGGGACUGGGCUCGCUAUGAGGUGUGGGCCCACCGCUGGAUGGAUCUCUCAGAGCAUGGCUUCGGGCUGGCCCUGCUCAACGACUGCAAGUACGGCGCCUCGGUGCGAGACAGCGUCCUCAGCCUGUCCCUCUUGAGGGCGCCAAAGUCCCCUGAUGCCACCGCCGACAUGGGGCGCCACGAGUUCACCUACGCGCUGAUGCCGCACAAGGGCUCCUUCCAGGACGCUGGCGUCAUCCAGGCCGCCUACGGCCUCAACUUCCCGCUGCUGGCGCUGCCCGUGCCGAGCCCUGCGCCCGCCACCACCUGGAGCGCCUUCUCCGUGUCCUCGCCCGCGGUGGUGCUGGAGACGGUCAAGCAGGCGGAGGCCGGCCGCGCGCUGGUCCUGAGGCUGUACGAGGCCCACGGCAGCCACGUGGACUGCUGGCUGCGCACGGCGCUGCCCGUGCAGGAGGCCAUCCUCUGCGACCUCCUGGAGCGGCGCGACCCUGCCGGCCCCCUGCCCCUUGAGGACGCCCGCCUGAAGCUCACCUUCUCCCCCUUCCAAGUGCGGUCCCUGCUGCUCCUGCUGCAGCCUCCGCCCAGCUGAGUGCCGGGCCGCUCCUCGCUGCCCCCGGCCUCAGCCAAGGCCAGGCGCCCCUCCCGCAAUAAAGCCUUGGAGCCGGAA